AUGGGACUUCUAGGCUUCUUGAAACGGGGUCCAAAUGCAGAAGAAUCCAUCAAGAAUGAAGGAUUCGAGGUUUCAGACUGUUCGAUGGAGUGUCUGACUUGCACGGCCAAAUUCCCUGCUAGUUUGUCCUUCAAAGAUGAUGACAAUUCUGCUUUGUACGGCAAUACUCUGCCUUUUGGAUUGCAUGCUAUUGUUCCCACCAAUAAAUGUGAUUGGGAACACGACGCCACCCUGAAGCUGAAGACAAUUGCAAAUGCGGUCGCAAAAUGGGCACUGAAUUCGAAAUUGGAAGGGCUUGGAGAGUCGUCAGACAUCAAGGUCAGUUGUAGCUCGCUCAGUUCUAAUGACUUGGAGUGCAAAGAGGACUACAUGAAUGAGACCAGAGGCGAUGUUUUGCUCUUACCCUUUUUCGUGUGGGUGCGGAACAUCACUCUUGAUAAUGCAUCUGGGGUGCUUACCCGAGUCGUGGGUGAUCUCAUCAAAUUUAGAGCUGAUGGCCUUACCGAGUUCCCCUCUGUGAAGUACGAGGCAUUCCCAGAUGUCAGGGUAGAGGUGGACAGAAGCAAAAGCUAUGUGUUCCUUUGUUCGCACAAGACCAGAGAUAAGAAGUGUGGCAUCACCGCCCCUAUCAUGAAGAAGGAGUUCGAGAUCAAUCUCAGAGACGAAGGUUUGUACAGAGACGCUUCUGACGAUAGAGAAGGGGGCGUACGUAUUGCAUACGUUAACCAUGUGGGCGGACACAAAUUUGCCGCCAAUGUCAUUAUUUAUUUGCGUGAGUCAGGAAAGAACAUCUGGCUUGCCCGUUGCCGCCCCAACAACGUUCAGCCCAUAAUAGAAGAAUGUAUCCUCAAGGACGGCAAGGUGUGGCCAAACUAUGUCAGAAGAGUGCAGAAAUUUACCCCUAUCGAGUGGUAG
This is a messenger RNA of Australozyma saopauloensis, 915 nucleotides long. RefSeq lists its product as uncharacterized. The record is from RefSeq and is a predicted model, not a curated record. The transcript has a single exon. Lineage: Eukaryota; Fungi; Ascomycota; Pichiomycetes; Serinales; Metschnikowiaceae. The coding region runs from base 1 to 915 and encodes 304 amino acids.